Molecule: messenger RNA, 990 nt
Organism: Procambarus clarkii (red swamp crayfish)
Lineage: Eukaryota; Metazoa; Arthropoda; Malacostraca; Decapoda; Cambaridae
Product: fibropellin-1-like
Source: RefSeq, a predicted model, not a curated record
AUGCCGACAGGAUACAGCUGUACCAUGAACAACUCAGGAUACAGCUGUACCAGAGACUACUCAGGAUACAGCUGUACCAUGGACUACUCAGGAUACAGCUGUACCAUGGACUACUCAGGAUAUAGCUGUACCAUGGACUACUCAGGAUACAGCUGUACCAUGGACUACUCAGGACACAGCUGUACCAUGAACUACUCAGGAUACAGCUGUACCAUGGACUACUCAGGAUACAGCUGUACCAUGAACUACUCAGGAUACAGCUGUACCAUGGACUACUCAGGAUACAGUUGUACCAUGGACUACUCAGGAUACAGCUGUACCAUGGACUACUCAGGAUACAGCUGUACCAUGGACUACUCAGGACACAGCUGUACCGUGGACUACUCAGGAUACAGCUGUACCAGAGACUACUCAGGAUACAGCUGUACCAUGGACUACUCAGGAUACAACUGUACCAGAGACUACUCAGGAUAUAGCUGUACCAUGGACUACUCAGGAUACAGCUGUACCAUGGACUACUCAGGAUACAACUGUACCAGAGACUACUCAGGAUAUAGCUGUACCAUGGACUACUCAGGAUACAGCUGUACCAUGGACUACUCAGGACACAGCUGUACCGUGGACUACUCAGGAUACAACUGUACCAGAGACUACUCAGGAUACAGCUGUACCAUGAACUACUCAGGAUACAACUGUACCAUGGACUAUUCAGGAUACAGCUGUACCAUGGACUACUCAGGAUACAACUGUACUAUGGACUACUCAGGAUACAACUGUACCAUAGACUACUCAGGAUAUAGCUGUACCAUGGACUACUCAGGAUACAGCUGUACCAUGGACUACUCAGGAUACAGCUGUACCAUGGACUACUCAGGACACAGCUGUACCGUGGACUACUCAGGAUACAACUGUACCAGAGACUACUCAGGACACAGCUGUACCAUGGACCACACUGUAAUUGGCUUUUCCAAAGGUUUUCAACCCAUGUAA